AUGGCAGAGAUCAAGAACGGACGCGUGGCCAUGCUUGCCACCAUUGGCUAUAUUGCUCCAGAGUACUUCCGACUGCCCGGCUACUGCAGCCCCUCCGCAGACCUCAAGUUCGCGGACAUCCCCAACGGGGUCCAGGCCCUCUACAAGAUGCCCGCGGAG
Symbiodinium necroappetens is the source of this 159-nucleotide messenger RNA. The record is from the annotation of a GenBank genome assembly. Lineage: Eukaryota; Dinophyceae; Suessiales; Symbiodiniaceae.